Drosophila bipectinata is the source of this 1621-nucleotide messenger RNA. It is a transcript of the gene Cyp6a23, whose product is annotated as Cytochrome P450 6a23. The record is from RefSeq and is a predicted model, not a curated record. NCBI's taxonomy places the organism in Eukaryota, Metazoa, Arthropoda, Insecta, Diptera, Drosophilidae. Gene Ontology annotation, molecular function: heme binding; oxidoreductase activity, acting on paired donors, with incorporation or reduction of molecular oxygen; iron ion binding.
CGUGUUGCCGCUAAAAUGUCGAUAUUUCUAACUCUGAUCGCGGUUGUUUUUUCGCUGAUUCUGUUUGCUGCUCGGCGGCGGCUUGGAUAUUGGCAGGGGAGGGGUAUACCUCACGAUGUGCCACACCCUCUCUAUGGAAACAUAAAGGACUGGCCCAAGAAGCGACACAUUGCCCAUAUUUUUAGGGACUACUAUCUAAAGUACAAAGGCUCCGGGUACCCCUUCGCCGGGUUUUAUUUCUUCUUCACCCGAACUGCUGUAAUUACCGAUCUGGAUCUGGUCAAGAGAGUUAUGAUUAAGGAUUUCAACCACUUCGAGAAUCGAGGAAUUUUCCACAACGAAAUCGAUGAUCCGCUCUCCGGCACGUUGUUCGCCAUCGAAGGCCAGAAGUGGCGUCACCUGAGGCACAAACUCACGCCUACCUUUACGUCCGGAAAGAUGAAGCACAUGUUCCCAAUUGUCGUGAAAGUGGGGGAGGAAAUGGAGAAAGUCUUUAGGGAAAAAACAGUGACAGGACAAGGACAGGUCCUGGAAGUGGUCGACCUCGUGGCGCGCUUUACUGCCGACGUCAUUGGCACCUGUGCCUUCGGCCUGAACUGCAAUAGUUUGCAUAAUCCCAAGGCCGAGUUCGUGUCGAUAGGUAGACGAGCGAUCACCGAGCGGAGGUACGGAGGGUGGCUGGAUUUCUUCAUCUUUGGCUUCCCGAAGCUAUCCCGCCGCCUUCACCUGAAACUUAAUGUCCAAGAAGUGGAGGAUUUCUACACAGGAAUAGUGAGAGAAACCAUCAACUACAGGUUGAAAACCAAGGAGAAGAGGAACGACUUUAUGGACAGUUUGAUCGAGAUGUAUCAGAAGGAGCAGGAGGGAAAUUCGGAGGAUGGAUUGACCUUCAAUGAGUUGGCUGCCCAGGCCUUUAUAUUCUUUGUGGCUGGGUUCGAGACGAGCUCGACUACCAUGGGCUUUGCUCUCUACGAACUGGCUCAGAAUCAGGAUGUUCAGGACAAACUGCGACAGGAGAUCAACCAAGUAUUGGCCAAGCACAACAACGAGUUAACGUACGAGGGCAUCAAGGAGAUGAAGUAUUUGGAACAGGUGGUAAUGGAAACCCUUCGCAAGUACCCUGUCCUGGCACAUCUUACCAGAAAGACUGAAACAGACUUUUCCCCUGAGGACCCCAAGUACUUCAUCGCCGAGGGAACUGUGGUUGUUAUACCUGCUCUGGGAAUUCAUUACGAUCCAGAGAUCUAUCCAGAACCGGAGAAAUUUAAGCCGGAGCGUUUCACGGAAGAGGCCAUUGCCUCAAGGCCCUCGUGCACUUGGUUGCCCUUUGGCGAUGGGCCCCGCAACUGCAUUGGCCUCAGAUUCGGGCUGAUGCAAACCAGUAUUGGACUGGCCUAUUUGAUCAGGGGCUACAAGUUCAGUGUCGCCCCAGAGACCCAAAUUCCCAUGAAAGUUAUGGUGAAGAACAUUCUGAUUUCUGCUGAAAAUGGAAUACACUUAAAGGUGGAAAAGAUUUCUAAAUAAGAACGAGUUUAUUUACGAAAUACAUAACUAUCGAAGCUUGUUUUCUAAUUUAAACAAUGUUUAAAAAGCUUAAAUAAAACAUCGAGUAACAAGUAUA